CAGAGAUAUUAUGGAGGGUUAGCCCCUACCGCUGUCAUUCUUCUGGAGUCUCAGCAAGAAGCAGAGGAUUUGGAGGACUGCUGCAAAGGAAUAGAAGUCUGUCUUAGAAACACUCAAGUUCUACGAUCCCUGGACGAUUUUUUACAAGAUCUGGCCGGUGACCGAGCCAAAGAAGUGAAAAAUGUGAUUUUGAAGUAACCAUCAUUGUUUGGCGAUAUACCUAAGCGUUGCACGUUGGGGACACACGAUGUGGAUGUCCAAGGAGCUGCACCCAUCAAGCAGUCCCCUUAUUGCUUAAGCCUUAUUAAACACCAAGCUCUAAAGGAGGAAAUCGCCUUUUUGCUGACCCAUGGACUGAUUGAACGGAGCAAAAGCCCAUGGGCCUCUCCUUGUGCGUUAGUCCCAAAGUCAUACGGUACCUAUCGUAUGUGUACGGAUUAUAGAAAGGGAUAGGUCAUUAAUGGGUGAAGAUGGCUGAGGGAAUGUUAUCAUUAUCCUGGAACAACCACAGUGCCACCUUCUGCCAUACCUUGGCUUCACUUAGAGCUAAGGAAAGGUACACUGAUGUGACAGUGACAUGUGAAGGCAAGUUUUAUUCAGUGCAUAAGCUUGUCUUGUCUACAUGCAGUGAAUACUUUGAGAAUAUGUUUGAGCACACACCUUGCAAGCAUCCUGUCAUUGUGCUUAGAGAUGUUAAAUGUGAUGAAAUGGAGGCACUUCUAAGCUACAUGUAUGCUGGUGUUGUGAGUGUUGCACAGACUGACUUGCCUCGCCUCAUAAAAGUGGCUGAACUCUUGCAGAUUAAGGGUCUUGCUGUACCUGAUGAGCCACCCAGAGGUAAUAGUCUAUCAGCAAAUAGUCAGAAAAGUGGCAGUGGUAGAAAUAGUCCACAUGUUCCUAGAAGACAUUCACAAAGCUCUACUAAUGUGAGAAACAGUCCAUAUCCUAAAAAUAGAUCCGCCCAUAAUUCUAGUGACAGAGUAAGUCCACAACCAAAACGUCGACGUAUUGAAGGAGGAAACUUAAGUCUGCAAGAGAGAGUCGAUGCUCCUUCACAUAGUCCAACUAGGUCACAGGAGUCUACACACAGCACAGAGACUGAUUGGCAAGCAGAGCCUUGUAGAUCCUCAAUAGAAGAAGAGAAUUUGGAUCAUAAAACAGAUGGAGAAUCAGAUAGGAAAGUUGAAUCCAGUUCACAGGGUUGUGAAAUACUAAUCAAGGAGGAGGUGAUGGAGGAUCUCAGAGAUAAUGAAGGUAACUCAUCUGAAACCGGGCUGGACUAUGGUUUGAUGACUAACAAUUCAGGUCUGUCUAGAGGUGACCAAGGGUUGUCUCCUACAUCCAGAAAUGACCAGUUAGAUUCUGCCAAUUUAAUGAGGAUGAAGCUUGAGCAAUCUAACGCAGGUCAACAACCUGGAACUCGGCCGAUCCUCAGGCAGGACACUUACACUGAAGUGAUAAAUUCAGCUUUACCAGGGCCUUCUGACCUUCAAGGAUGGUUUGGUGGUGAGGCCCUAAGUGGUUUGCCCAUGGUUAAAGGCACUAUAGGUGAUGAGAGUCAGAUGUUCUCUCAAGACAUGCCACAGCAAGCACAUGAGAGGGUUCCACAAUAUCCAAAUAGAGGAGAAGCCAGCAACAAGAGGCACCAGUGUACCUUCUGCAAUUACUCCACUUCACUGAAGAUAGAUUUAACAAAGCACAUACGCAUUCACACUGGUGAAAGACCGUAUUCGUGUCCCUACUGCUCAGCUAGGUUUACUCAGAAAGAAAGUCUGAAACCCCAUAUUCGAACCCACACUGGAGAGAAGCCUUAUGCCUGCCUCAGGUGCCCUUAUCGUGCAACUCGGAAGAGUAGUUUGCGGAGUCACAUUUUUAGUCGUCAUAAUGCUGAGAACUAACAUACAACUACACACACAUUGGCUGAUGACCACAGGAUGAGUUACAAUUUAUGCAAAUUAAUUGUGGAGGGCCAUUUGACAUGUGAAGUCUGUGCACUUUGGGCAAGUCAGCUAUCGAAUGAAAUUUUUUUUUUUUUUAGUUACCCUACUUUGAUGGGGGAUGGCAAGUGUGUUACAAAAAACAAGAAUGUGCUCUUAGUGGAAGAGAAUGGUUUGUGCUUAAUCCACAUGAGGCUUGGCUCAUCAUGGAGAAUAAAAGUCAGUUCCCUGGGUGGAAUAACUCACAAAUAACCCACACUUAGAUCAUUUUUUUAGACAUUUCAGUCAGUCACAACUGAGUGAGAGAAAACAAGACCAGCAGACAGGUCAGGAAGAAGGAAGGGAAAGAUGGUGGUAGUGAUGGUGGUAGUAAUAGUAGUAGUAGUAGUAGUGGUGGUGGUGGUGACAGUAGCAGUUACAGUGAUGGUAAUGUCAUAGUAGUGAAGAUAUUAGUAGAGGUAGUGAUGCUGAUGGUAGUAGAGGUAGUGGUAGUAGUAAUAGUAGUGGAGGUAGUGGUGGUAGUAGUAGUAGAGAUAGUGAUAGUAGUAGUAGAGGUAGUGGUAGUAGUAGUAGAGGUAGUGGUAGUAGUAGUAGUAGAGGUAGUGAUAGUAGAGGUAGUGGUAGUAGAGGUUGUGGAAUGUUCUGGGACUAAGAUUCAUGUUAGGAAUGUUCUGGGACUAAGAUUCAUGUUAGGAAUGUUCUGGGACUAAGAUUCAUGUUAGGCAUGUUCUGGUACUAAGAUUCAUGUUAGGAAUGUUCUGGGACUAAGAUUCAUGUUAGGCAUGUUUUGGGACUAAGAUUCAUGUUAGGAAUGUUCUGGGACUAAGAUUCAUGUUAGGAAUGUUCUGGGACUAAGAUUCAUGUUAGGCAUGUUCUGGGACUAAGAUUCAUGUUAGGAAUGUUCUGGGACUAAGAUUCAUAUUAGGAAUGUUCUGGGACUAAGAUUCAUGUUAGGAAUGUUGUGUAUAGAAGCUUAUUCAACAAAAUGUCUCCUGUGACAACUAGAAGAAGGAUGGCUUUCUAACAAUCCCUCAAGGGAGAAGUCUUGAUGCCUGUGAGGGGCUGUUGAUUCAAGGACUUGGACCAGACUUCCCAUUCCUCAUUGCCUUUAUUUUCCCAGGUGCUGUAUGAUCCCUAUGGGAUUAAUGCUCCCCCCCAAUCAAUAUAAUAAUAUAAUAAUAAUAAUAAUAAUAAUAAUAAUAAUAAUAAUAAUAAUAAUCCUAACAUGACAGAAAAGAGUAUUGUUAAUAUCAGGAAGGUGAAUGCUCCUUUAAGUGUUCUUUAAGUCUUUUAAUAUUAAUAGUAAUAUUUUUACCACCACUGCUGCUGCCACAGUCACCACCAGCACCAUGAAUACCGCAACAUCCCCCCCUUCCUCCUUCUUUCUUCAUGACCUGUUUUCUUGUCUUCUCUAUAUUUUCUUCCUCAGUUGUGACUUGAUCAUAUGGUCCAAGAUGAACUGAAACAGCAUCUAAAGCCCCCCCGCCCCUCCUCUCUCUCUCUGUCAUUUAUAAAUUGACUCAUUAUCCUGGAAAAGAAUGUAGAUUUUGUUAAUACUAUAGUAAUUUACUAACAAAAUUGUUGAGAUUAAUUUAGAAAUUAAUAUAAAUAUUAGGAAAAAUAAAUAAACUGUUGUCUAAACAUUUGGCUGGAGAGCUAAAAAAAAUUACAGUUGAUAACAAGAAAAACAAAUGAAGUUGGCAGUAUCAUCAAUAAAUCCAUAUAUAGUACUGUACUGUACAGUAAUAUUUUAUACUGUCUUCUCCUAAAACUGCAGAAUAUAUUUUGAAUUUAGAAUGAUUGAAGUUCUGAACAUUUCUGAUUAGAAAUAAAAUUUGGAAUUUCAAUUUGGAAAAGUAUUAAUUUGGAGGUUGUCGGGGAGCCAGUGCUUUCCAAAAUAAUAAACUCAAAGAUACUUUUUCUUAUUCAUAAUUUGAAGAAAAUAUUAAAUCCAGAUUUCACACAGAAAGUAUCUUUAAUUCGGAAUUAAAUUUAUAACAAGACAAAUGUAUCUGAUUUCUGUUAUUUAUAGUUGUUUAUAAAUUGGACACUUCCUUUCAUCCAUUAGUCCAUUUGAAAGAUUACUGUAUUAACAACAUAUUUGCUCAUAGCUUGCAUACAACUAACUACAGUACUUUAAUAGUUUGAUGAACAAGUGCAAAAAUUAGUAAACUAUGUGUAUUGGAAGAUAAUUAACCCUUAAACUGUCCAAACAUAGAUCUACGUUUUUUCAACAUUUGAAAGUAUGUAAAAAAAUGUAGACCUUUUUUUUUUUUAUGUUUGAAAACGUGUAAAAAAACUUUGAUCUACUUUUUUUUUUUAUUUGAAAAUAUGUAAAAAAAAAACGUAGAUCUACUUUUGGAGCGCUAUGCAUGUGAAUGUAGAUCUGUUUGGACAGUUUAAGGGUUAAAAGAAAUGCAUCCUAACAACAAACAAUUAUUUUAGAAGCACUGUAAUGGUGGUGUAGAGAACAUCAAUACACUUUGACUUUAGUAGGUGGUGAUGAGGUUUACAUUAUAAAAUGAGCAGUGUUAAGUGUACAGUAUCACUGAAGGUAUGGCAGUGUAUUUAUGCUAUUUAUUGAAUAUAGAUGAUGUAUAAAGUACUGGCCACUCAGCUGCACAGUAUAAAAUUACAUUAUUGAAAGUGUUUUGCAUACAUUAGUUACACAAAUAACCUGCAUGUAGGGGAGAGGAGCUUAUGACGAUGUUUCAGUCCGACUUGGAUCAUUUACAGUCACACUUACAUUUACAAAGUCUUUGUAAAUGGUCCAAGUUGGACCAAAAUGUCAUUGUAAGCCCCUCUCUCCUAUGUGUGGGUUAUUUGUGUAUUGUUCCAAUCAAGGUAUUGUGCCUUUUUGUUCUUUAUAUAUUACUUAGUGGUACCAUACAUUGAGAGAAUAAUAGACUUGCCAUCUACUAAAGAAAUGUUCUAUUCACCUUUUAUACUUCCUUAUAGUAUAACUUUGUUAGAUAUAUUUGAGUAGAGCAAAGAUAUUGUUUGUAUGCAGAUUUUGAAAAACCACUUGGAAUAACGAUGCCUGAUUUUCUUCUGGAACACAAGUAAUUUGCAGUAACCAAACCUUUUAGCUCGGCCCUUUUCCACUUCCCCAUCACAACUGGAAUGAUAUUUUCUGGGCAUUAGUCAGGUCUGACUGCAAAACCUGCCAUUUAUGAACAACAACAACCAUUUGAAAAUAAAGUACUGUACAGUAUUAACAGGUGUUCCCAAAUUUACUAAAAGAAAAAUUGACCGAAAACAAUAUUGUACAGUCAGUGGAUAAGCUACAGGGUGGAGAGGCCUUUGUUAUGGUGAAUGACUUGUUCAGUGUACUGCAAAUCUAGGGUAGGUUUCCUCUAUAGAUAAGAAUAUUAUGAUAUCAGGAAGGUUUAUCAAGGGCAGAAUGAAGCCUUAGAAGUUUGUAGCAAUGGCCAUUUAGUAUGAUUUACCAAUUUAGACAACUUCAAAUGGUCACUUCUACCUCUUAACAUUGCUGAAGAAUACAGGAUAGAACAUCAAUUUACAAGUCCCAGGGAUAAACCAGGAGCUUGUAAAUGGAAAUGCAAUGUAAAAAAAUCAAGGGAAGUUUCUUCUUAAUCAAAAACUAUUAAAUAUGAAGGGCCCAUGCCUAUCUACCUUUAGAAAUUUAUUGCAAGUACGUAUUACAUAAAUUCUUUCUUGAUUUGAUGGGCACACCAGCAUCAUUACAGACUUUUGCUUCAGCACCCUAAAUACAGUAUCCUUUUUUGACUGUCCCACCUUUAAUACAAGUUCUCUUUAUAACUUUUUAACUUAUGCUGAUCUGCUCCAUAACUGUGACUUCUCCCUUACUUCUAAUCCGUAGAUGCCCUUCCCUUCCCUUCCCUUCCCUUCCCUUCCCUUCCCUUCCCUUCCCUUCC
This is a messenger RNA of Cherax quadricarinatus, 5836 nucleotides long. NCBI's taxonomy places the organism in Eukaryota, Metazoa, Arthropoda, Malacostraca, Decapoda, Parastacidae. The record is from RefSeq and is a predicted model, not a curated record.